Mya arenaria is the source of this 4444-nucleotide messenger RNA. Its product is annotated as atrial natriuretic peptide receptor 1-like. The transcript is spliced from 24 exons. Gene Ontology annotation, cellular component: membrane. NCBI's taxonomy places the organism in Eukaryota, Metazoa, Mollusca, Bivalvia, Myida, Myidae. The record is from RefSeq and is a predicted model, not a curated record. Gene Ontology annotation, molecular function: protein kinase activity; guanylate cyclase activity; ATP binding. Gene Ontology annotation, biological process: intracellular signal transduction; cGMP biosynthetic process; protein phosphorylation. The coding region runs from base 92 to 3304 and encodes 1070 amino acids.
UUAAGACUUAAGUUUCGGAAAACAUACAUAAAAACAAAGCCACACCACAGAUUAUAACAUGCCCAUAGUGCAGUUCGGUUGUUGAAAUAUAAUGCAUGAUGCGAUGCUAACCUGCUGGGUGCUAGCUGUGCAUGCAGUGGGGUCGAUACUGGGCACGGAUAAUGUAACCACAAUCAAAGUGGGCGUCCUGCUCAUGACCGCAGAGCCGGAGCCGUUCGACCUGCGGCGGACAGGGCCGGCACUCGAGAUCGCCUUCGGGGUUGCGGAGGGUGCCAUUGGGAUUAAGUUUGAACCGGUCUACCACAACUACACGGGCUUCUGUCCGAAAGAAACAGUGAUCGGGCACCUGUCAGAGCUUUAUUACCAUGACAACGUGAUGGCCGUGCUUGGACCCGCCUGCUCAUCCACAAUCCCGGCGGCCGGCCGGUUGGCGCAGUACCUGGGAUUACCGAUGGUGACGGGGCUUGGAGACCUGGUCGUCAGAGACGUCCUCAACGAGGACAUGUAUGAGAGCCUAACCAUCCUUUCGUACAACGUCCGGAAACUCUCCAAUUCGAUAUCUGCAAUCAUGUCCGAAUACAACUGGUUCCACACGGCCAUCCUGUAUGACAUCUCGUACGUGUUCUUCGACCUAGCCGGUUCAAACUUGGUGCAUGACUUCCGGACGAACCCGGAUAUGGAGCGGCCCUAUGACAUCGCCUUUAACCCAUCAAAGGUCACCGACUACGGGGAACUGUUGCUGGAGGCCCGCAAUUACGCCAGGGUGUUUGUGAUUUUCUGCGAUUCGGACGUGCUGCGGACUGUGCUGUACCGCGCGCACCAGCUGGGUAUGACGUCAGGCGAGUACGUGUUCAUCACCAUGGAGCUGUUCCCUAGCGACUGGCUCGGAUACUAUAUGAACUUUCUCAGAGGAGACGAGAAGGACGCCGCCGUCACAAGAGCAUACGAGUCCCUGCUGCUGUUGACAUUACGACAGCCCGACAAUGCCGAGUACAAAACAUUCGCGGAGCAGGUUAAAAUACGGGCAAAACGGGACUAUGGUUACGAGUUCGGGCCCGAGGAAGCGGUAAACUACUUCAUCACAGCGUUCUAUGACAGCGCCAUCUACCUGGCGCUCUCUUACCGGGCCGUGCUUGAUGACGGCGGCGACAUCCGGGACGGAAACCUAGUCGCUCAACGGCUAUGGAACACCACAUUCCAAGGAAUCACAGGUCCCGUGAAGGUCGACGAGGUGGGUAACCGGGUGGCCGAUUUUGACCUUUUCCACAUGAAGUCUCCAGACACAAGACUGUUCGAGCGGGUUGGUCGGUUCCGGGGCGCCACCCAGUUGUACGCGCCUACCACCGAUGUGUACAUCCAAUGGCCGGCCGGGCUGCCCGUUGACCGACCGCCUUGUGGAUUUACCGGGGAGCUAUGUAUCCUCGUGACUGACGAUCAGACGAUGUUGAUCAUAGUGCUGGUCGUCACGCUCACCAUUCUGGCAGUCAUCGUCACCACGGCCGUUAUCCUCUUAUACAGGCGAAUGCGGACUGAGCACGAGCUGGAGCGGAAAUCAUGGCUGUUCAAGCACUCGGAUAUCAAACUGCGUCACGGCCGUCUCAACGACUCAUUCAUGUCCAGGUCACUCCUAACACUCGACACCAAGGAAGAGUUGACGCAAUUGUUCACGCAGACGGGUUACUGUAACAACCAGACGGUCGCAAUACGGAAGUUACAUCUACAAAACGUCGAGAUCAACAGGCAGCUCGCCAUAGAGUUCCGACAGAUGCAGAUGUUGUCGCACGGGAACGUUGCGAAGUUUGUGGGGGCGUGUCUGGAACCAGGUCACAUGGUCCUUAUGAUGGAAUAUUGCCCUCGCGGAAGUCUACAGGACAUGUUGCAGAACGACAGUAUAGAGCUGGACUGGUCUUUCAGGUUCUCGCUCAUCAACGACAUCAUCAAGGGCAUGCUUUACCUACAUUCGAGCCCGCUACGGUUACACGGACGGCUUACGAGCACAAACUGUGUCAUAGACAGUCGCUUUGCCCUCAAGCUGACGGACUACGGACCCCACAGCCUGCUGGGGGUCGACAGGGAGGAGGAAAGGAAGAAGUCUUUCGCCCAGAGCACAUUCAACAAAGGAAAAUUGCUGUGGGCGGCACCAGAGCACCUGCGGACAAAAACGGGGCAUGUUGGCUCCUCACAAAAGGGGGACGUGUUCUCCUUCGCCAUCAUCUUACAGGAGAUAACCAUGAGGUCGGGUCCGUACGAGGGAAACGACGAGACCGUGGACGAGAUCCUUGCGCGGCUUAUCUCCAGCCAGGAAAUACCGCUACGCCCAAAGGUUUGCUCGGAUAUGUGUUCCCGGGAGCUGCGGGACAUGAUGGAGUCCUGCUGGCAGGAGGAAGCCGCCGACAGACCAACAUUUGUGGAACUUGAGGAAACUUUCCGUCGCAUGAGGGCGGGUAAGACAACGAAUAUUAUGGACAACCUGCUGCAGCGGAUGUCGAAUUACGCAGACAACCUGGAGACACUAGCGGCGGAGCGUACCAAGGCGUACCUGGAGGAGAAACAGAAGGUCGAGGAGCUCCUCUUCAGGCUUUUACCAAGGUCGGUGGCCCACCAGCUGCAGACGGGCCAGUCCGUGGUACCUGAGUCAUUCCAGUGUGUCUCUGUCUAUUUUUCGGAUAUCGUCGGCUUUACCAAUAUCUGCAGCGCUAGCUCGCCAAUAGAGGUUGUGGAUUUCUUGAAUGAUCUCUAUACUGCUUUCGACAACGCAAUUGGAAGGUUUCGGGUAUACAAGGUGGAGACCAUCGGUGACGCGUACAUGUGCGUGUCUGGCCUACCGGAGCGUAUCGGGAAUAACCACGUGACCGAGAUCUGCGAUAUGUCCUUCGCCAUCCUGCACACCGUCCGCGGCUUCAAAGUCAGACACAUGCCCUCUGAGCAGCUCAGCAUCCGCAUUGGAAUCAACUCAGGUCCGGUGGUAGCGGGGGUGGUGGGGCUGACCAUGCCGCGCUACUGUCUGUUCGGGGAUACCGUCAACACUGCAUCCAGGAUGGAAUCCACAUCAGAAACAAUGAAGAUCCAGUUGUCGGCGUCGUCGGCACGGCUAUUGGCGGCGUUUCCAGAUUACGUCACCGAACCACGUGGAGAUGUCGAGAUCAAGGGUAAAGGGACGAUGGUGACACAUUGGCUGCUCAACGUUCGGCAUCGCAUGAGUGUCAUAGAGCCGUUCAGCCUUCCGGUCGCCUCAACGUCCGUCUCGCAUCACUCAAAUGGAAGCAACAAGACGCUGAAGCGCAGCCACGAGUUCACGGUUUAACGACGGGCCAAUAUGUAAUACCACGAGGACAUGCGCUGCCCAGAGAGCCCUGGUCAAUAUGUAAUACCACGAGGACAUGCGCUGCCCAGAGAGCACUGGCUUGACGAUAGACUAUUAUCACCUUUCUCUUAAACCAUUUGUUUUAAACGUGACCAAAACCAAAAUCAACUCUAUUAUAAAAUACACACUCAUUUUGUCAAGCAUCUUUUUUUCUUAAACCAAAUUCCGUGCUGUAAUGGAAGGUAAAUGGAAAACAAAUGAAGAGAGAGUGUAAUGGAGGCGAUACACGCAACGAUCUUAUAUGUUUUUGUCGUUGUCAUCAAGUGCUAUGUAUGUUUAAAUGCAGCUACGAACUUAUGAAUUCUAAGAAACUUAAAGAAUUAUAUUAAUAUUGUUUGUUAUGAUGUUUAAAGCAAAUUAUAUUUUUAAACACACAACGAAAGAAAACUGUUCAAGUUUUAUUAUAGUGAAUAUAAAUGUUGUUGGACGUUGGUAGAUGGCGACCAUCAAAGAAAACCAAAGCGUGUAUUAAUUGUUGAUGAAGUUUUAUCAUUAUCGAAUGUUGUUUCUUAAAAAUAGAAACAUAAACAUGUCAUGUUUACUAGCAGCAUUAUUUUUGUGUAAUGCAUCUAUCAUGAUUUGCCCCCACCGCCCCCAAAUAAAAGAGCGUUGGGCAAUGGACAUUGAAGCUUGAAAAAUUGUCAAAAAUUUUUCAGUUGGAUGUGUCUGUGGUAGAAAAAACCCUGGCCAAGUAUAUAUUUCAGGUGGAGGUGUCGUCCGGUCCGUUGAAACCCAACUAGUAACGAUUCGUCCGAUGUUAUAAGGUCUCACUGCCCCCCACCCCCUACCUCACUUCCCCAAAUCAUAAUACAUGUAUAUUUCUUGUCAGAAACGAACUUAAUUUUAUCCCCGAAUGAUAUAUGUUGUCUGUAUAUAAGGUGUGUUUGAUUAAAGUCCGAUUUAACAAAGGGUUCAGGACCAUAGAAGGCGCUUUGAUAUGUCGUUAUACUUGUUUUCUUUUCUUAAAAUCGUAUAUAUAUAUUGUUAAAAGAAUGGCUAAAGCAUAUAAAAUUCACCAAAACUAAAAUGCGAUCGCGUAAUUCCAGAUCAAUGAUAAAUGAUGCAAUCAUUCGGAACAGU